This is a messenger RNA of Photinus pyralis (common eastern firefly), 2430 nucleotides long. RefSeq lists its product as uncharacterized. NCBI's taxonomy places the organism in Eukaryota, Metazoa, Arthropoda, Insecta, Coleoptera, Lampyridae. The record is from RefSeq and is a predicted model, not a curated record. The coding region runs from base 224 to 2383 and encodes 719 amino acids. The transcript is spliced from 8 exons.
GAUAAUACAAGAAAACGGUAUUAGCGCUUCUAAGAAUGUUAUUAACAACUUUUUGUUCAUUGUAAUUGCGUAAGAGGAAUUUUUAAAACUCAAACCCCUAAAGACAUAAAAACUUGACAUUGCUAAAAGAAAUGUGUAAUUUCAAAUAGACUGUCUGGAUUUCUCGACUGACCAGACAAAUUUCAUUGCCUACCACAACAUUUGUGAGUGUGCUUCAUAAAUUAUGGAUGUCCUGUUUUCUUAUGUAGUUAUGUGCGGUAUUCUUUACCCUGUUUUUGCCAACCCUUCGCCUAUUAGUGUCGAUCAGAAAAAAGUUAAGGACGAAGUCAACUGGCAGAACCUUCAAUUAACACUACUAUCAAUAGAAGAGAAACUACGAAAUCUGGAAAGCUUCGUAAUCGUCCAAUGCGGAACGAGGUUUAACGGGAAAAUCGACUAUUAUGGACGAAAAAUUGAUAACAUCGAAAAAACGCUGUCGAAAAUGGAAAUGCAAACGAAACUCGAAUUAGAAAAAAUUUCGGAGAACAUUAGUAGUAAAAAUUUUAAGGAAGAUAUUAGUAAUGAACGCAUAAUAAGAAACAUUGACAUUGUUCAUGAGAAGCUUAAUCAUAAGCUUACAGCGAUUGAACAGCGAGCCGAUUUGUCUACAAUUAAAAUGAAGAACAUUGGCGAAACAGUCACCGCUAAGUUAGAAAAGCUGGAGGACAAUUUCAUGAUACGAGACAGUGACGUCGAGACAGAAUUAAGCGAGGUCGUUAACGCAAUUGACGAUUUAAAAACGGGACAUAUAAGCUUCGAACAAAAUAUGAUCAAGCUAAUCACACAAUCAACUGAGACCUUCGAAAAUUUGCUAACAAAUCAAUAUACACGAUUGGAAAGUGCCUUGGAUACCACUACGAAAAAUAUAACCCAAAAUAUACAGGGUGUACAAGAAACUAUGCAAAAGGUUUUAAACGAAACUGAAAAUACUACAGAAAUGAUAAAUGUUUCUAAAGAGGAAGUGUUUGACAAUAUGAAUGAAUAUGCAAAUAAGAUCAUUGAUAUACACACAGAUUUGUGGAACAAGGCAGAUUUCAUUACUUCCAAAGUGCACGAACUGUCAAAAACAGCUACCCUGAGUAGAAACGAACAACAGAACAGCCUACGUGGUCUCACGGUGCAACUGGGCCGCCUGUCUGGAAAACCGCACUUCCAAGUCGAUUCACAAGAUUACAGCAAAUUAGACGAAUUAAACAAGAAAAUUGACGAAAACUUCCAAAACGUCAUGUUAACGCAAAAUAUGUUCCUCGAAAGUUGCCAUCGUGUGCAAAUGGAUGAAGCUCAGAUUGAAUCCCAAAUUGGAGCGGUGCUAAAUAAGUUGAUUGACACCUUUGAAAAUAAAACGUCAGUUACCGUACAAGAUAUUCAACGAUUGGAACAAUCCAUAAACACUCACGACUCCGCCACAAAGCAGUGUCUUCAGAAUACUUUAAAUAACGUGCAGGAUCUCUUCAAAGUGGUCAAGGAUGAGCAUCUUAAAAUUUUGCAAAACAUUAAUAAACAAAAAGAGAACAUUGGGAUUAUCGGCGAUUUAUUGCAAAAUAUUACGCAUUCGAAAGAAGAGAGGUUAACACAAACUGUAUUAGAGACAGUGAAGGAAUUAGAAAAACAAGUUGCUGAGAACUCAAACAUUCUAAGUAAUCAGAAUAACAUAACAAAACUGCUUUUAAAAAUCAACUUACAACAAAAUUUUAACUUCUCGACAUUCAUAAGCAGUGUCACAACAGAUUUAAGUGACAUCAAAGAGAACACGAAUACUUUAUUUGUUAAUACAGAUAAAUUUGCAAAUCUUAUAAGAACAAUCACUGCAGGUGCCAACACUACUGGACCAAAUAUUGAAGAACUAAUAAGGAAGAUUUUCGUAAAAACACCUGACCCCUCCAUUCUUGACAGCGACCACUUUAAGAUUACACGAAAAGGGAUUGAAAACCUAAUAAGAUCGCUUAACCACACUGGCACCUUCUCGGAAAAAAUAGAUAACUACACAUACAGCGUUAGGGACCAAAAUCACUUGCGCAUUGUAAAAUGUUUACCACAUUACUUGGACAUUAUUGAUGUACGUUUUAAUCCAGAUGACGAAUUAUUAAAUUGUACCUCGUCUAAAAUAACAAGAUCUCCCAGUUGCCUGCCGAAUUAUCUCGACAUCAUUGACGUUAGAUACAAUCGCGAUAACUGCACUACGGCAUCAACUGAAACUGUGGAGACUUCCAGAGUAUUAACCGAGCGAAAUGAUCAAAUUAUUCAACAAGUGGCAGAAGAUUGGGGCGAAUACGCCGAACUUACAACAGGAAUUGAAGAAGAAGGGCACAUAACAUUUUCAAAUGACAAUAAUACUAAUCCGUAGUUUUGUUAAAGCUAUCGUAAUGAAGUAAUAAAUGGUGCUAUUACUAA